AUGCGUGCCCGUUCCCACAUGUCAACGUUGGUACCCGCUCGGGUGUAUGCCGCGACUUUGCUGUUCUCGGCUACUGUUCUCGGGGGCUCGACUGCGACAAGCAACACGUUCGUGAAUGCCCCGACUUUGCGGAGCAUGAUAUCUGCAAAUUCCAACGCGAAGUCUGCGACUGCUCUGGCUCCUCUUGUUUCUUCUUCUGGUGCUCCCAAGGCUGACUCCAGUGUGGCGACUGUCACGGUCGAGGACGCCCAGUUAGGGGAUGAGUUCAUUUCGCUGACCUUCAAUGAAAGUGAGAGCGAGACCGGGGAUGAUGACAGCGAGGACGGAGAAAGUAGCGAAGACGACGAGAGUGACUCAGAUGAGCUCACACAGGACACUCGCGACGAGAUGGACCGCCCGCUCGGCCCCCGCCAGCAGCCACCUGGGGAACGCUCUACCGCUUACGAAGAUAUCUUCGGUCGUCGCGCUGCCAAUCACCAUUCCCAGCAGCCACCGUAUCCUCCGAACCAGGCUCAAUAUCAGCCCUAUCCUCCUCAGCAACAAUACUACCCCUCGCAGGGAUACCCGCAAUACACGCAGCAGCCGCAGUACCGUCCUCAAGCUCCAUAUCCCCCGUCGUAUCCGCAACUGCAGACCCCGUAUCAAUACGUUCGUGCACCCGCUGGUCCCCGUGCACCUAGCCUCCAUUCCUCCGUCUCGCACCCGCCCUUCCAGCAAAACCACCCUGGGCAUGGAGUUUUGGUCCCGCCACCGACCCAGAUGAGGGAUGAACAAGGUCUCACGCCGGCCCAGGCGUACCAGGCGCAGGUCGCGUAUGGACGAACCAGUCCUGCACCUCCGCAGGCCGGUAUGAGCCGCGGAAGUUUCCUCCCGCCACCUAAAUCGAAUGGGAUCGCUGCGAAUGGGGGACUCGGUUUCAACCUCAACUUCGAUGACUUCGGCGCCAAUUCUGCGCAAAACGAACGAGCGAAUUCAUCUGGUGCUGGGGUGUGGUCGACGACUCAGCGCCUGGGAGUUUUGAUGAUGAUGAAGAAAGUGAACUGCCUUGGGCGCGAGAACGAGAACGUCCAAGCACAUAGGAUCUCGACUGCGUCCGACACACCUCCUACCUCCAUUCGCUCCUCCGUCGCGUCUUCAUCGACAUCGCCGACCUCGCUCGAACAUGAGCCAUUCCCUCCCGCAGGGAACUAUGCACCUUCCAAUUAUUCGGGAACCACACUGGCGGCCAGUAGUACAGGGAACCAUUCGACGACCAACCGACGCCAGUCUGAAAGUGCGCGAACUCUACCGAGGCUUUCUGGUCCACGGAAAGACCGGGCAGCUCAAGACCGAGCGAUGAGCAUGUCUGCAGUGUCCUCAAGCUCAACGCCACCCUCCCCGGCAUUCUCGUUGAUUCCCGGCCCGGGUGGUCCGAUACAUACAAAUUCGUCGUCCUCGACUGUCGCACACCCGAAACGACCGAGAGGUGCACCGAUAGUGUACCCUGCCUUACUCUCGCUCGUAGCAGAUGCAUUCCGACAGCGGGUGCCUCUGGGUGAUCGCGUGAAAGAUGAGCUCACCUAUCACGACGCGUUUGAUGGACGAGAAGCUGUUGAUCGGAUAGCGCAUAUCAUCAAGACAACGGACCGAAACCUGGCGCUACUGCUAGGCCGGGCUUUGGAUGCUCAAAAGUUCUUCCACGAUGUCACAUAUGACCAUCGCUUACGCGACAGCGCAUCGGAGCUGUAUCAGUUCCAGACCAAGUUAUCCAGCCCGUUCGCCAGUGGAGAGAUGACGAUCAAGGGAAGCGAGGUUGGGGAGAAUCUGCUAGGUCCCCCGUCCGAUGUCGUGUCCCCGGAUUCGUUCGAUGACGCGAUUGGUCUGGUGGACAAACAAGAUGAUGCGCCGUUGCCCACCGCAUGUCCUCGGAGACUAGAGCAGCAGGCGAGGCUAAACAUGAAACCCGAGCCAGGUCUCAAGAACUCGAAGGAAACCAUCGCCGAGACACUCAACGAGCCUGAUGGCGACUCUGGUUUGCUGUGGAUCCACUCGGUACCUGCGGAGAUCCUCGCCAGCAUCGGUGACACCGAGAGGAAGCGACAAGAAGCGAUCAACGAAGUCAUAUACACUGAACGCGACUUUGUUCGCGACAUGGAGUAUCUUCGUGACACAUGGGUCUCUCGUAUCGCGGCAGCCGACUUCAUUGAGCCCGCAGAACGAAAGGAGCAGUUUUUGAUCCAAGUCUUCUGGAAUGCUCACGAUAUCAUCACUGUCAACGGCAAGCUCCGGGACGCCCUGAACAAGAGGCAACGUGGCUACGUUGUGGUGGAUAAGAUUGGAGACAUCUUUAUGGACGCGGUACCGCAUUUUGAGCCAUUCGUUAUGUAUGGAGCGCACCAGCUGUACGGGAAGUAUGAGUUUGAGAAGGAGAAGGGGCAGAAUCCUGCGUUUGCAGCAUUCGUCGAGGCCACCGAACGACUACCUGAAUCACGGAAACUGGAGCUCAACGCAUAUCUGACCAAGCCGACCACUCGUCUCGCUCGUUAUCCGCUACUGUUGGAAGCAGUGCUCAAGCACACACCCGCUGACUCUACGGACAAACAGACCUUGCCGCUUGUGAUUGAGAAGAUCCGAGCCCUGCUCUCGAGGGUGAACGAGGAAUCGGGCAAAGCGGAGAACCGAUUCAACCUUGCUCAGCUGGAUUCUCAGCUGCAGUUCAAGCAAGGGGAUCAGGUUGACUUGCGUUUGCGAGAAGAGGGCCGUGAACUUGUCUACAAGGGUCCGCUCAACAAGCGAGAUGGCGAGCUCCAGGUGUAUCUGUUCGAUCAUGCCCUGCUGUUCGUCAAGAUCGUUAAGCAGAAGCAGACUGAGCAUAUGCGAGUUUACCGCAAACCUAUUCCUUUGGAACUGCUUCUCGUCUCAGCGUCGGAAGACAUGAACGGCAAAGAUAAGGACACGCUGCGAGGUCAACGGCGGCAGCUCGUGCGAAAGUCGUCGUUCGGGAACGGCGCUGGACAGCGGGGGUCGCCACAUCCUCCUUCAGUCGUGAUCCGAGCAGACGCCAAGGGACCGAAUUGGAUCAGUUUCUCGCACCUGGGGAGGAAGGCGUACAGUCUGGUGCUGUCUGCCGGCACGCCAUUGGCUCAGCGCAAAUGGAUGGAGAAUAUCAUCAAGCAGCAGACGGCUAUGCGCGAGAGGAGUCUGGUCUUUGAUACGAUCGCACUGAGCGAGGGUUUCUUCGGUGCCAAUAAGGUCAAUUGCGCUGCACCCUUCAGCGGUGGACGGCGUAUCGUGUAUGGCACUGACGACGGUGUCUACAUCUCUGACUUGCGGGAGCUUCACAAGGAUCCCGUCAAGGUUCUUGCCCUGCUUGACGUUAGUCAAGUAGAUGUUCUCGAGGACUACCAACUGCUUAUCGUUUUGUCGGAACGCCUUGUCAUGACUUUCCCUCUGGAAGCGCUGGACGCAAAUGACCCGACGGCUGGUCUCAAGCGCGCCAAACGGAUUGCAACGCAUACGUCCUUCUUCAAAGCCGGGUAUUGUCUCGGGCGGGUGAUUGUCUGUGUCGUCAAGUCAACGCAGCUCUCGUCUACGUUCAAGGCUCUCGAGCCGAUCGAGCAGAAUGUCCGAGGGCGUGCUAAGCCGACGUUCAAGAAGCUUCUGCAGGGUGGAAACGACACCCUUCGGCCGUUCAAGGAAUUUUAUAUUCCUGUCGAGUCUACCUCGAUCCACUACCUCAAGACUAGGAUGUGUAUCGGCUGCUCUAAAGGCUUUGAGAUUGUGGAUCUGGAAACACUGGAAACCCAGGGUCUGCUUGAUCCCUCGGACGAAAGUCUCGAAUUCGUUCGCAAGAAGGAGAAUUUACGGCCGAUGGCGAUUUAUCGAGUCAACAAUGACUUCCUUUUGUGUUACGAUGGUGCGCCGGUCUGGCUUUUGUCUGUUGCUGUCCUACUGAACAUCUGCGCAGAGUUUGCGUUCUACGUGAACCGGACCGGUCGACGAUCGCGAAAGAACUUUAUCGUCUACUGGGAAGGAACACCCACUGGUUUCGCACUGCACGAGCCAUAUGUGCUGGCGUUCGAGCCCUCGUUCGUCGAGAUCCGACACAUCGACACUGGCUUGAUGUCGCAAGUGAUCCAAGGGUCGAAUCUCCGCCUACUUUUCGCUGACACCCCUCCGUCUGUGAACAAUGGGACCGGGUAUGCAUAUAACCAGGGCGGGUAUGACCGCUCACCGCAGUUCAACCCGUAUGCGCCUCCGCAGUACCAGUACCAGCAGCAGCAGCAACAGAGAUAUCCGCAGGGCGUGGGGCGGGACGAGAUCUUGAUGGUUUCCGACGACCGGGUGCUUGCGCUCCGGACCGCCGAAGGGCCGCAGCGUUUUAUGUCUGAUAAUGUGUCGAUGAUGUCCAUGCCUCGAUAAUCGCUUUCGUUCACACUAUUAGUAGUACUGAUUGUCAAUUGCGUUUUCUUUUACAUAUACAGUAUAUAUAUAUCAUCCACCAUUACACUUGCUUUUGUACACUCACUGCAAUACCAGGAUCCUCUGUUCUCAGCAAUGCAUUGAAUUCAAUGUGUAUUUAUCGAAAUAUUAC
Molecule: messenger RNA, 4573 nt
Organism: Mycena citricolor
Lineage: Eukaryota; Fungi; Basidiomycota; Agaricomycetes; Agaricales; Mycenaceae
Source: the annotation of a GenBank genome assembly